Messenger RNA from Rotaria sp. Silwood2, 723 nucleotides. NCBI's taxonomy places the organism in Eukaryota, Metazoa, Rotifera, Eurotatoria, Philodinida, Philodinidae. The record is from the annotation of a GenBank genome assembly.
AUGGCCGAUCAAUGGCAAGAUAGUAGCGUAUCAAAUAUUCUAAUACGUGAUGAUAAUGAUGAUGAUGUUCCUGAUGCUUGGGAAGAUAAAUUAGAAGAAAAACCUAAAAAAUCCGACGUAGAAGAAAAACCAAAAGCACCUGUAAAAGCACCAUCAACAACAAAAAAUAAACAAAUUAAAAAGAAAUAUACUGGUGAUGAGCGUACAAGUGAUGACGAAUUUCUUGAAUCUUUAAAAGAACCUGAUCGACAAUAUACACCUGAAGAACUUGAUGAAUUAAGAAAACGUGCUGAAUUACAAAAAGAAGAAGUUAAAUUAAAAAUGGCAACAGAUUUUAUUGGUACAGGUGGUGAACUCCAUUCAUUAGAUAAUGUUAAUUUAGUAACAAAAGAUGAAUUUCUUGAUUAUAGUUUUCGUUUAUAUAAUCGUCUUGAACUUUUAUCAAAAUCAGAAUUUUAUAAAGAAUUUCUUGAUGAUUUAGUUAAUGGAUUAACAAAACCGAUAUCACUUGAUGGUGUUAAACACAUGCAAGCAACAUUACAAGCUAUAUCAUUACGUAAACAAAAUGAGGAACGUGAAAAAAAAUUAAAACCUAAAGCAAAAAAAACAGUUAAACCACAAUUAGUAGCAGAUCUACGAAAUGAAAUGGAAUCAUUUGUUAGUGAAGGUAUCAAUAAUGUUGACAUAAAUGAAGAAUAUGAUGAAGAUAAUGAUUUUAUGUAA